Messenger RNA from Prorocentrum cordatum, 516 nucleotides. The record is from the annotation of a GenBank genome assembly. NCBI's taxonomy places the organism in Eukaryota, Dinophyceae, Prorocentrales, Prorocentraceae.
AUGCUGCUUCCCGCCAUGCUGCCGCGAAGUCGUGCCCCCGGCGAGCCUCCGCCUCCGCCGAUGUGCUGGCCGCAGGGCACGCAGCCGAUGCCCGCGCAGCAGGCGCUGCAGGCGCAGUCGCAGCGGCUGGGCAUGCGGGCGCCGCACGCGCCCUGGGCCGCCGACGACGACCCUGGCAGCGGCGACCUCAUGGAGGUCAUGUGCGACAACCCAGGCCUGUUCGUGGGCCAGCCCCUCAACAAGCUGGGCGUGUUCCUUGGCGAGCACAGCGGCGCGGAGGGCGCGACGAACUCCCGGCGGCAACACCGUGCCCUUGACGGCAAUGAGCCGGUCCGGGUUCGGACCAGGUUGGACUGCCCGAAGGCGGGCCCCGCCGCUGGCCUGCGCAGCACGGCGGCGCCCGCGAGCAGGGCGGCCCCGACGGUGCCGAGCCACCCACCGGGGCGCCUGGGGCUGCCGCCGGUGCUCGGCCAGCGGCAGAGCGCGUGCGGCUUCCCAUCGCCCGCUGGCCUGGGC